UCAUUCCCUCUCUCUCUCUCUCUCUCUCUCUCUCUCCACGGUGACAUUCCGAUUCUUAAACCUCUCCCCCACCGACGACGCCGACGAUGCAGAGGUGGCAUGCGAUCGAUCGUUCAGGUUCUAAUUCAGUGUCUGUUUCCUCUUCUCCUGUUGAAUGCUGUAACCUCAAUGUAAAGGACGCCAUUUCUUAUCCUCAUAUUUGCCUUUGUCAAAUCCUUGGCAUUCAAGUUUGAGGUUAAAAGCAGGAACAUCUUAGCAACUGGAUUGCUAUCCUGUGAUGAUCAAUUUCCAUAUACAAUAAAUUAUUUCUUCAAAAAUGGUGUUUGGUAGAAUAGCAGAUACAUUUUCUGCCAUGACAAGCCAUUUUUUGACCUCCAAGACUUCUGCUGUUUCGUAUAUGUCGACAGGAUCGUCACCACCUCCAGCAGAAACCAUUGAUCAUGGUUAUGGUUUUGCCAACUCUGGCUACAAAAAUAAUUUGCGUCUUUCUUCAUCUCUCCAAGAUUUCUCAUCAUACCGACGACUUGAUCUUGAAGAAGGUGAUUAUAACAUUGGGAUUGAUAGAAAGCCUUAUCGCUUACAAAGAGAAAAUGCUGGGUCAAGCUUUUCAAAGGAGAAAGCAUUGCCUGGUGGAACCCCAAUUUUACGUAGGAAGUGGGUGCGAUUCCUCUUGAUUCUUUUGUGCCUGCUAUUGCUUGGUUUCCUAACUUAUCUGAUUACAUCAUAUAUUCUUUCUUAUUGGUCUCAAGGAACUUCCAAGUUCUAUGUUGUUCUUGAUUGUGGAAGUACUGGAACUCGAGCUUAUGUAUAUCAGUCGUCAAUUGACCACAAUAGAGAUAGAAGUCUUCCUAUUUCUAUCAAAUCAUUAACGGAAGGUCUUUCUAGAAAGUCAAUUGGACGUGCAUAUGACCGAAUGGAAACUGAGCCUGGACUUCAUUUAUUGGUACAUAAUACAUCUGGCUUAAAGGCCGCAAUAAAUCCACUUGUUCAGUGGGCUGAGAAGCAAAUCCCUAAGCGUUCUCAUAAGACUACAUCCCUUUUCCUUUAUGCUACAGCUGGGGUUCGCAGGCUGCCAAGUACCGAUUCAAAAUGGCUUCUAGACAAGGCAUGGUCCAUACUGAAGGAAUCGCCCUUCUUGUGCCAGAGAGCGUGGGUCAAGGUUAUCAGUGGAAUGGAUGAAGCUUACUAUGGAUGGAUUGCCCUUAACUAUCAAACGGGUAUGUUGGGGAACAGCCCCAAGAAAGCAACAUUUGGUGCACUUGACAUGGGUGGCUCAUCAUUACAGGUGACAUUUGAGAGCAAGAAACCCGGGCAUAAUGUGACUGACUUAAACCUUAGGAUUGGAGCUGCUAAUCAUCACCUCACUGCCUAUUCUCUUGCAGGCUAUGGUUUAAAUGAUGCAUUUGACAGGUCUGUUGUCCAUAUCUUGAGAGGGCUUCCUAGUGCAGAUCUAGUAAGGGGGAACAUAGAAAUUAAACACCCUUGCCUGCAAACUGGCUAUAAGGAGCAAUACAUCUGUUCUCAGUGUGCUUCUAAUCAACAAAAUAGUGUGAGCCCUGUUGUUUUAGGAAGAAAUUCAGGUAAGGGAGUCACGUCAGGAGUUCCCGUCCAGCUUAUUGGUGCCCCAAAUUGGGAAGAAUGUCGUGCACUAGCCAAAGUUGCCAUCAAUUUGUCUGAAUGGUCUAAUCAAAGUGCAGCAAUUGAUUGUGAUGUGCAACCUUGUGCUCUACCUGAUAUUUUUCCACGUCCUUAUGGUCGAUACUAUGGAAUGUCUGGCUUUUUUGUGGUUUAUCGGUUUUUUAACCUGACUUCAGAAGCUGCACUUGAAGAUGUUUUGGAGAAGGGUCGUGAAUUUUGUGAGAAGACCUGGGAAGUUGCAAGGAAAAGUGUUCCUCCACAGCCAUUUAUUGAACAAUACUGCUUUAGGGCACCAUACACAGUGUUAUUGUUGAGAGAGGGUUUACAUAUCACAGAUGACCACAUUAUUAUUGGUUCUGGAAGUAUUACUUGGACACUUGGUGUUGCUCUUUUUGAAGCUGGGAAGGCAUUUUCACCUAGACUGAGACUUCCUACUUAUCAAAUACUUCAAAUGAAGAUACAUCCGAUAUUUCUUAUUGCCAUUCUGAUUAUUUCAUUGAUUUUGCUGGUUUGUGCAAUAUCGUGUCUUGGCAAUGGGAUGCCAAGAGUUUUUCAAACACCAUAUCUUCCACUUUUCAGGCAUAACAGUGCAUCUGCUACAGCAGUACUUAGUAUCCCUUCACCAUUCCGGUUCCAACGAUGGAGUCCUAUUAAUUCUGGGGAUGGAAGAGCAAAGAUGCCACUUAGUCCAACAGUUACUGGGAGCCAACAAAGAUCAUUUGGGUUGGGACAUGGUCUGGGCAGUAGUGGCAUCCAGCUUAUAGAGUCAUCAUUAUACCCAUCAACUAGUGGUGUAUCACAUAGUUAUUCCUCAAGUAGCUUAGGGCAGAUGAUUGACAGUAAUGGCAUGGGUUCGUUCUGGUCUCCUCACAGAAGUCAGAUGCGCCUUCAGAGCAGGAGAUCACAAUCUCGAGAAGACCUUAGUUCUUCUUUGGUCGACGCGCACAUGGUGAAGGUUUAAGGAAUAGACUUCCUGAAGUUAUGGACGGUGUCUUCAAGAAAAGAGCCUAAACUUGUCAUGUACUUGGAAAAAUCUACUUCUGGUGACAGCAAUUAAGAGAGAGAUUUCCGAAGAUGAGAAUUCAUAUACAGGGGAGGCCAAAUUUCUUAUUUUCUAACUUGCACCAGCUUGCUGAUCUCUGUGGUUGAUAGGUAGAUAAAGGAAAUUUAUCUGCAUGGGUGUUUCUGGUGUGUCCAGUUUUGGUUUUGGUAUCUCAUACCAUAAAAGUAUCAUUAAAGAAAUCAAAAUGCACGUUAUCUUUUUCUUGAUCUUAAUGUAUUACCAUUACACGUAUCAUAGAUAUGUUCCCAGUAUUACAGGUUUAUGCCAUUGUGGGUUUAAUUAUUAGCUGGUCUCGUCAUUGAUUUUAACAGAGUAUGCUCAGCAGGGAUUUCAGCACUUUGUCAAUUGGGUUGCUUUGCAAAUUUUUACCUAGCUUAAACAAGCUUCUCUUAUAAAGAUCCCAACCCAUGGUUCCUCCCUCCUUCACUGGUUUAGAAAUUGAUCUGUGUCCUGGCGUUCUUUAUGAGACAAUAGUUUGAUGCCCUUACGCCAUGAGGUAUUGUUCCCAGAUUUUUAUCUUUAUUUUUAUUUUCCCUUUGGGUAUCACUUUGUUGCAUUGCAAAUGGUUAGAGAACUGAUUGAAAAUAUGGGUUUCAUGGAAGUUUAUCGUUCCAUACUCUUCACUCUUAUACAUGCCAUACUUAUUGCAUCUUGGAAGUUUUAAGAUUUGAACCAUUGUAUUUGCACACUGCCAUCAGGAGAGAACACAAUGGUUGUUUUG
This is a messenger RNA of Hevea brasiliensis (rubber tree), 3422 nucleotides long. Its product is annotated as probable apyrase 7. Gene Ontology annotation, biological process: nucleoside diphosphate catabolic process. Gene Ontology annotation, cellular component: membrane. The coding region runs from base 317 to 2599 and encodes 760 amino acids. The transcript is spliced from 4 exons. NCBI's taxonomy places the organism in Eukaryota, Viridiplantae, Streptophyta, Magnoliopsida, Malpighiales, Euphorbiaceae. The record is from RefSeq and is a predicted model, not a curated record. Gene Ontology annotation, molecular function: nucleoside diphosphate phosphatase activity.